AAAGAGCGAAGUUUUUCUAAAUGACACAUCGUCGCUGGAGGAGGUGUGGUUGAAAAUUUAUAAAGUUUGGUGUUUAUCAGCAAGGCAAUCGAAUUGAAAGUUGUCUAAAACUCAAGCUAAAAGUGUAAUUUAGACUGUUAAAUAGCAAAAUCAACCAAAUCCUCAGUCAACAUGGCAGGCAGGCUACCGGCAUGCGUAAUCGAUGUGGGCACCGGCUACUCCAAACUGGGUUAUGCUGGCAACAAGGAGCCACAGUUUAUAAUACCCUCGGCCAUCGCAAUUAAAGAAUCUGCAGGCGUUGGCGACACUAGUAAGCGACGCGUCACAAAAGGCAUCGAGGAUCUUGACUUUUUCAUUGGCGACGAGGCGUUCGAUGCCACGGGCUACUCCAUUAAAUAUCCUGUGCGUCAUGGCCUGGUGGAGGAUUGGGAUCUUAUGGAGCGCUUCUUGGAGCAAUGCGUGUUUAAGUAUUUGCGUGCCGAGCCAGAAGAUCAUUACUUUCUGUUAACCGAGCCGCCACUUAACACGCCAGAGAAUCGCGAAUAUACUGCGGAAAUAAUGUUUGAAACGUUUAAUGUUCCUGGUCUUUAUAUUGCGGUUCAAGCCGUGCUAGCCCUGGCCGCCAGUUGGGCAUCUCGAUCCGCGGAAGAGCGAACCCUAACCGGCAUUGUGGUAGACAGCGGUGAUGGUGUGACGCACGUUAUUCCCGUGGCGGAAGGCUAUGUGAUUGGUUCAUGCAUCAAGCAUAUACCGAUUGCCGGUCGCAACAUUACGUCGUUCAUUCAGAGUUUAUUGCGUGAACGAGAAGUGGGCAUACCGCCGGAACAGAGCCUCGAGACUGCCAAAGCGAUUAAAGAGAAACACUGCUACAUAUGUCCAGAUAUAGCCAAAGAGUUUGCCAAGUACGAUGCGGAGCCAAACAAGUGGAUACGCAACUAUACGGGCCUGAACACUGUCACAAAACAACCGUUCAACGUGGAUGUGGGCUAUGAGCGUUUCCUCGGACCGGAGAUCUUCUUUCAUCCCGAAUUCUCGAAUCCAGACUUUACCAUACCGCUCUCGGAAAUUGUUGACAAUGUUAUACAGAACUGUCCAAUUGAUGUACGUCGCCCUCUCUAUAACAAUAUUGUACUGAGUGGUGGCUCGACUAUGUUCAAGGACUUCGGUAGACGCCUUCAACGAGACAUCAAGCGGUCGGUGGAUACGCGUUUGCGAAUCAGUGAGAACUUGUCUGAGGGACGCAUUAAGCCAAAACCUAUCGAUGUUUCGGUGAUUACGCAUCAUAUGCAGCGCUAUGCCGUCUGGUUUGGAGGCAGUAUGCUGGCCUCAACGCCCGAGUUUUAUCAGGUGUGUCACACGAAGGCUGCCUAUGAGGAGUAUGGUCCCAGCAUUUGUCGUCAUAAUCCCGUCUUUGGUACAAUGACAUAAUCAUAAUCGUUGUCUCUGCGCAGCUGCCUGUGAAAUGCUGCGUUUAAUUACUUAUUAUUUUCGUUUUGAUUUCGUUYUCUAUUCUAUUCUAUAUGCGAUCACGUAUUCCACGCUAUAGUAUUGCUUAGCCGUUAGUAAUGAUUUUCUAUGUGUUAAGAUCUAAAGUUGUCCUAAAUGUUUGUAUAUCAGCAAUACGCGUAAAUCAUAUUUGGCCAAAUGAUUAUUUUCUGUGUGAUUCUGAUUUUGAAUUUAAGCUAAAAGAUCUUUAAACAACAAUGUCUGCCAGUUAAACUUUUUAUAAGGUGCAUUACUUCUACAAGAUUAUAUGUAUAUGUGUAACUUUUUAUAACCUACACUCACAAACACACAUACACACUCGACAAACAAUACAAAACRUACACACACACACCAAACGGCGCUCCAUUGAAUCCCGCUCUAAACACAAUUAUAUAUGAAAUAGUACUUGUCAUAGUAAUAUUUAUAUAUUGCAAUAACUGCAAACGGUUUAUAUUUAAAAGAGAAAAAGAUGAAAACUAAUAUCUGUUUGUUAUAUUGAUAAGCGUAACUGAAAAGGCAUUCAUUAAAUCAAUAAAACAUUCUUUAAGCUCAA
Molecule: messenger RNA, 2038 nt
Organism: Drosophila arizonae
Lineage: Eukaryota; Metazoa; Arthropoda; Insecta; Diptera; Drosophilidae
Gene: Arp3
Product: Actin-related protein 3
Source: RefSeq, a predicted model, not a curated record